GAUGUUUGCCUGGGAUGCAAAGGAGCGAAGCUGUGGGACCACAGGUGAUGGUGGAGGGAGCCAGGGCCACGGCCUCUGAGCCCAGGAUGCUGGGGGGGCCUGGGGAACACAGGGCUUGUGGAAAUGCAUGAGGAGCAAAGAGCAUGGGCUGAGAGCGGGAGAGGACAGAGGUUCCAGGGAAGAGCCCUGGGGCUUGGACGAGGGUAAGCGGUGGAGCUGAAAGGCCAGAAGCACAGCACAGAGGGAGGAUGAGGAUGUAAAUGAGCCUUGGACUGGGUUCUCGGCCACGGGCCUCUUAAGGUCACAGACCUCGAGGCUGUUUGAUUAACCUGUCUUGGGGACUGUGAUGGGGAGAAGAGCAGAGCUCGUAGGUGCCCUGGGGAGACAGAGCCUGACCUGCCACGUCAGGGGCAAGACCCCAGGUCAGCCCUGUGGGAGAGCAAGGCAGCAGCUGCCAUUUCCUGAGGAGGGUCCCACAGAGGCAGCUGGCACCGGAAGCAUCUCAGACACCCCUCCCAUCCACUCCUGAGGCCCACGAACCACAGGACCCAGGUUCUGGGCAUGAGACCUCCCUAGCUGGGAGUCUCUCUCGGGGAUCUGAAUCUGACCCCUCUCCGUGGUACCGGCACCGAGCACAGGCCUACCGAGGCUGGUUUGAAGACACGCACAGUGCACGGCAGUGUCAGCACCUUGGAGAGCUCCCCGCGGGGCAGUGAGGACUUGCUGGGACGCGGCUCCAGGCACUGGGUCUAACACACGCCGGUUCUCAGACACUUUCAGAGCUGAGAGAAGAGGGUGGCGGUCCGCCACUUUGAAGGGAAGCCUCUCUGCUGAACAGCUCAGGGGUGAGAAGGUUCUACCCAUGAAUCCGGCUCUUGUAGCUCGUUCUUCGUGACUCUUGCGGCCAAACUAUGAGGCCCCUCGCAGGGAGUCCUCAUGGUUACUCCCACUUGGCAGUCGCGCACACCAAAGCGGGACUGCGCGGCGCUGCACGGAGAGCCUGGCGCCGGGAAUGUGGGCGGACCCUCCGGCCCGUUGACCAAUCGGAGGUGGCGUCCGGCGAACAGGCGCCCGCUGCGGCCAAUAAGACGCCUCCCGCAGCAGUCGCCCUGGCAACUCCGAGUUGUUGGUUGCUGCGGAUACCGCCGCCGGCCUGGGCUGACCUAGACCCGUGGGCCCUCCUCACCAAAAAAGGCUACCAGGAGCAGGACCUGGACCCCCAGACUUCUGUCAUCACCAAGCUCAAAGGGGUUUCCGUGACCCAGAUCAGGGAGCUGGGGAAUCGGCUGUGGGACGUGGCUGAUUUCGUGAAGCCACCACAGGGAGAGAACGUGUUCUUCUUGGUGACUAAUUUCCUUGUGACGCCGGAACAGGUUCAGGGCAGAUGCCCAGAGGUGACUGAGGGCUCGUCACACCCCUCCAUCCCGCUGGCCAGCUGCUGGGCCGACGAGGACUGUCCUGAAGGGGAGGCAGGGACGCACAGCCACGGCAUAAAGACGGGCCAGUGUGUGGUGUUCAACGGGACCCACAGGACCUGUGAGAUCCGGGGCUGGUGCCCGGUAGAGAGCGGCACUGUGCCCACGAAGCCCCUACUGGUCCAGGCCGAGAACUUCACGCUGUUCAUCAAAAACACCAUCACCUUCCACAAAUUUAACUUCUCCAAGUCCAAUGCCUUGGAGACCCAGGACCCCACCUAUUUCAAGCGCUGCCGCUACGACCCAAGCUCCAGCCCCUCCUGCCCGGUGUUCCGCAUCGGGGACCUUGUGGCUGCGGCUGGAGGGGUCUUUGAGGACCUGGCACUGCUGGGUGGUGCCGUGGGCAUCCAAGUCCGCUGGGAUUGUGACCUGGACGCUGGGGGCUCUGACUGCCGGCCCCACUACUCCUUCCAGCUGCAGGAGAGGAGCUACAACUUCAGGACAGCCACUCACUGGUGGGAGGCCUCGGGCGUGGAGGCCCGGAGUCUGCUCAAACUCUACGGGAUCCGUUUCGACAUCCUCGUCACGGGGCGGGCAGGGAAGUUCGCGCUCAUUCCUACGACCAUCACUCUGGGCACAGGAGCAGCUUGGCUGGGCGUGAUCACCUUCCUCUGUGACCUACUGCUGCUGUACGUGGAUGGAGAAGCUCCUUUCUACUGGAAGACCAAGUAUGAGGAGGCAAAGGCUCCAAAGGUGACCACCAGCCCCGAGCAGACAGAGCAGGCAUCCACACCCCCGUGCCCAGCUGCCCAGGGGCCUUAGGGAGGACCCAGCAUCUGUCCCGAUGGCCACGGCUGCUACUGGGAGCUGGACACCGGGACCCUGGCCCUGUCUCCACUCACUGGCCCCCACUCGCCAGCCCUUCCUGAGGCUAGUAGCUGUUCCCUGCUGUUGGGGGUCUGGGCUGGGAAAGGUGGGGGCCUUGCCUGGGGAACCCCGUGGAUGGAGCCCCAGCACGGGGGGCGAGGGGGUGGAGAAUUCCAUCCUUCAACUCCCAGGCGGACCAUCCCUCCCCUGACUCAGGCCUCGGUAGGGUGCUGCCUGGGGAGAUACAGAAGCCAGUUUUGCACAGGGACCUGCAGCAGAGCAUGUCACAGGGCAUUAGUCCUGAGGGGCUCCUGCUGUGUCUGUGUCUGGAGAACUCUCUCCCAGGCUCUGUCACCAGUGCUCCCAGCCUCAGCCCACUCACCAGUGGUCAGAACAGACCCUCCCACUGUCUGUGGAGACCCCAGCCCUCUCCCCUGGCAGCGCCCCCAUCGCAGGUAGAGCCCCCACACUCUUAGCUGCGCUGCUCCAGGGUCUGUGCUGCCCGAGUCCAAGGCAGAGUAGACAGAGGCCUGAUAAGAGGGUUGCCUCCACUGUGCUGGUGCUGGGCUGCCUGGGGCAGGGCCCCACCCAGUGUGGGGCCUCAUCCAUGGAAUGCAAGUGAGGCCAGAUAACCCAACCCCCUCGGGCCCCCAGGCAAGGGCACAGGCACCCACUCAUUUUCUGUGCACCAGCCCCUUCUGGGGACAGCCCUUGGCCUGUGGAGGGCUGGGAUUGGGAGGAGAGGAUGGAGGAGCUAAGUCGGCAGUACUGGAGGCUCUAGGACCUUCUCUGGGCCCCCUGGGUGACACCCAGCCCAGCCUCCUGGAACCUGUUGGGGUGGGGAGGAUUGUGUCUGGAAUUCACUGCUGCCCGAGGUCACACCUAAGAACCAGCCUGAGGCAACAGCUUGAAGGAGAUCCUGUCCUUCACUUCAGGUGGAGUCCAGCCAUCUGGGCUGGAGGGAAAGUCCCAAACAAAUCACAGAGGCCCCCAGAGGCUGGCCUGGUUCUGGCUCUGGAAUCCUCAUGGGGGUCUGACUCCUGCCUGCUGGGAGCUCCCCACGCCGCAGGGGGUGCCCACAGUCGAGGGAGGGACAGGCUGUAGGGGUCUUGGCCCCAAGUCAGCGGCAGGGAUUUGGGGGAGGCCCCUGGGAGGUGAGGGGCUGCUUUUUCAUGGGCCCUGGUGAGCAGGCGUGCUGGCUGCUUGCUGGUGCAGUGACGUGGGCCGAAUGGGGAGGGCCAGGCUGGGGCUCAGGCUGGGCUAGCAUCUGGAACCAUCUGGCACCUGGAGCCUCAGCAAAGCCUUGGGGUCUCUGCCGCCUCUGGAUCCCUGCGUCCCUGGGGUGGGGUCACAUGGACAGGGGCCCAGAGAAAGCUGAUGUGAUGGCUACACAGUGAAGGAGUAAAGUCUGCCAAAGCCAGCA
Molecule: messenger RNA, 3705 nt
Organism: Camelus dromedarius (Arabian camel)
Lineage: Eukaryota; Metazoa; Chordata; Mammalia; Artiodactyla; Camelidae
Gene: P2RX6
Product: purinergic receptor P2X 6
Exons: 15
Coding region: 912-2237 (441 amino acids)
Biological process (GO): response to ATP; calcium ion transmembrane transport
Cellular component (GO): cell junction; nuclear inner membrane; plasma membrane
Molecular function (GO): extracellularly ATP-gated monoatomic cation channel activity; ATP binding; purinergic nucleotide receptor activity
Source: RefSeq, a predicted model, not a curated record